CAACUAGCAAUCCCUGCCAGCCUCUCUGGUGUAGAUCCUACCAUUUUUUGUUCACCUACUGCCAGAAACUACACUCCUAAUAGCCAAUUUGAGAAUAAUCUGAAGCAGCUAUUUGAGUCAUUGUCUUCAAACACUUCAAUCUCUGGCGGUUUCUACAACACCACUAUUGGAAAUAACACUGACAGAGUCUAUGGACAAGCACUUUGUAGAGGGGAUGUGAACUCUACAGUUUGUCGAAAUUGCGUCUAUGAGGCGAGCCAGGAGCUUUUCAAGAGUUGUAAUACGAAUGAUGCAAUGAUAUGGUAUGAAGUAUGUCAAGUCCGCUAUUCCUUCCAGAUGUUCUUUUCAUUGAUGGUUUACAUUGGAAAUUAUCCAAAGCAGGAUAGUCAGGAGAAGAGAGUGUCAAAUCCUGAUAGCUUUAGUCAUGUUUUGAUUUAUUUGAUGAAAAACUUGUCCGAUGAGGCUGCCUUUAAUCCUUCUAAGCAUAUGUUUGCAACUGGGGAAGUAAAAUUUUCAGGGAAAAAAAAUAUUUAUGGUCUGCAACAGUGCACGAGAGACAUCUCUGAAAGUAACUGCAAAACAUGUUUGGUUUCUGCUUUAGGGGAUCUUUGGGCUUGCUGCUCUUCUAGCCAAGGUGGUGCCAUUGUGGGUAGGAAUUGCAAUGUGAGGUUUGAGAUGUUCCGAUUUUUUGACGACAUGUCAAGCUCUCUGAUAAUUUACCCAUAUUUCGAAGGAGAUAAACGGAAGACGUUGAAGGUGGUGGUUAUAUGUGCAUCAACUUUUCUAUUAGCAUUUCUCAUUGUCUGUUGUAAUGCCCAUCGCCAGCGGAAAAAGGGAUUAGAAGAAUUAAAAGAUGAAGAAAACAGCCAGCAUGUACUAUUACAUGAUUUGGCAAGCCCGACCAGCGUCACGAUCACAGAAGAUAGACAAUUGACAAGUUCUGAGGAGCUGGCCUUCAUGGAUCUAGCUGCUAUUAGGGUAGCUACAGAUGACUUUUCAGAUUCAAACAAGCUUGGACAAGGUGGGUUUGGCACUGUUUACAAGGGUUUGCUACAAAAUGGGAAGGAAGUAGCUGUUAAAAGACUGUCAAGAAAAUCAUGGCAAGGCUUGGAGGAGUUUAAAAAUGAGGUCAUACUCAUUGCAAAACUUCAACACAGAAACCUUGUGCGGCUCCUGGCAUGCGGCUUUGAAGGAGAGGAAAAGCUGCUUUUGUAUGAGUUCAUGCCAAAUAAAAGCCUUGAUACUUUUAUCUUCGAUUCGGAAAGACGAGCUGAACUCAAUUGGAAAACAUACUACAACAUUAUUGAAGGUAUUGCCAGAGGACUUCUGUAUCUUCAUGAAGACUCCCGGCUUAGAGUCAUUCAUAGGGAUUUAAAGCCCAGCAAUGUAUUGUUGGACCAUGAAAUGGUUGCCAAAAUAUCAGACUUUGGCUUGGCAAGGAUAUUUUGUGAACGUCAGAACCCCACUAAAACUAGAAGAGUUGUGGGAACAUAUGGAUACAUGGCUCCAGAGUAUGCAAUGGAGGGUCUAUUU
Molecule: messenger RNA, 1533 nt
Organism: Prunus mume (Japanese apricot)
Lineage: Eukaryota; Viridiplantae; Streptophyta; Magnoliopsida; Rosales; Rosaceae
Source: RefSeq, a predicted model, not a curated record